GUUAGCCAUAGCAUACAGCUGAACUCAACAUCUUUCAGUUCUUCUUGGCCAGAUUUUGGCAGUAGAAAAACAGCAAAUGGCUGCAGCUUAUGCAGCUCUUCUUUCUCUCUCGCAUACUAUUGAUCAGCUCCAAAACCAUUCGACGUCCCUCGACGAAACACAAAUUAAAUCCAUCUCCGAAAGCACCACUUUGUUGCUACACCUUCUGGAAAACUAUUCGUUUUCUGGCAGCCAAGAAGCAUAUUGGGAGGGACGUAUUGCUGAUGCAGCUCACGAGGCAGAGGACAUGAUAGAAUCCCAUAUUUUCGAUCGAGGAAUGACAUGUUGUUGUUUCAUGAUAAGUAGUAUCUUUGGAUGGCUUUAUAAUUCAGCGACUCCCGAAGAAAGAGUGGCGGAAGACAUGGAUUCAAUCGCGAAAGAUGCCAAGGAGAUGAUGAUGAUGAUGAUGACAAGAGUUAUGCAAAAUGGUGAUGAUGAGGUGGACAAAUAUGAUACUACUUAUGAUGGCAGUUCAUCGAGAUCUCUUCCUCACACAAACAUCUUGGUGGGUUUUGGUGAUCUUUUAGUCGAACUCAAGGACAAGCUCACGAACUCCUCCGGAAGGGGACUCAAUCGUCAGGUCAUCCCGAUUGUCGGGAUGGGAGGCUCUGGUAAGACUGCACUUGCAAGAGGUAUUUACGAAGAUCCACUUGUUAUGCAAUAUUUCGAUAUUCGCAUUUGGUUUACGAUUUCUCGAAAGUGUAGCAGGCAAGAAAUCCUUGUCCAGUGUCUUCUCUGUCUUAAACAAAUGUCGAGCAAGGAGCAUCUGCUAAGUGAAAAGAGUGAAUACGAGCUAGGAGAGUUACUGUUCAAAAGCUUAUCGGGUAGGAGGUACUUAGCAGUAAUUGAUGAUUUGUGGGGUGUUGAGGAGUGGGACAGUGUGGAGUUCUUCUUUCCCGAAUAUCGCAAUGGAAGUCGAAUAGUAGUAACAACCAGGCUAACUCGUGUGGCUCUUUCCAUGGCCGACAAUAGUUUAGAUGUCGUUAAAAUGAAAUUCUUGGACGACGACAACAGUUGGAAGCUGUUAAGCGGAAUUGUGUUCGGGAACAAAGGCCGUCCUUCUAUAUUGGAGGAAACGGGAAAGAGAAUUACAAAAUCUUGCAGAGGACUUCCUCUAUCAAUAAAGGUGAUCGGAGGGUUGUUGUCAAAGCACAAACAAUCUCCCAUGUUUUGGGAAGAUGUGUUGGAAAACUUCAAUGAUGUCUUGAAUUCUGAAGACGACAAGCGUUGUUCUAAAAUACUUGGGCUGAGCUACAAGGAAUUGCCCAUACAUCUGAAGCCUUGUUUUCUUUACAUGGGUGCAUUUCGGGGUGACCGGGUGAUUCUUAAAUCAACACUCAUCAGACUGUGGGUUGCGGAAGGAUUUGUCAAACCAAUGUGUGGUGGUAAAUCAUUGGAAUUUAUUGCUGAAGAAUACUUGAAAGAGCUUGUGGAUAGAAACCUGGUCUUAGUGGAACAAUUGGGUUCCACGGGGAAUAUAAAAUAUUGCGGAAUCCACGACCUUUUGAGGGACUUGUGCGUAAAAGAGGCUCGGAAAAACAAUUUUCUGUGCAUAAUAGAAGAAGCUGAGAGAGAGGUCUACUCCCCUUUCAAAAUCAAACGUCGCACGGUUUUCCAUUCGAGCGUUUUUGGCGAUCACUAUAUCCGCCCCUGUAUAUCUUCUUCACUCCGUUCUUUGACAUGCGAUUUAAGAAAAGGGGCAAUCGAGUUGCAACGCCUUAAUUUCAAAUCAGUGAGGGUCCUAAGGGUGGUGUAUUCAGCCCAUUUAAUCCCCGAAAGGGAUGAUUCCAUGAGAACAAUUCCGGCCAACUUGUGGCUUCUUGAAUUUGGCUGCGAGAAGCUUGCAUUAGCCCCUUCAAUUGUUCAUCUCUGGAGUCUUCCAGAGAGACAUGCAGUAAUUGACAUUUGGAAGAUGCCUCAACUUAGGCAUGCCAUGUGUCAAGGUCUGGAACUCGCGGAUAUAGACUUGACUAAUUUGUUAGUGGUUUUGGACAACCUAACGACGCUCAAGGGAGUACGGAAUUUCACGUGUAGUAAAGAGCUGGUUCAGAGAAUCCCCAAUGUCAAGAAACUUGGAUUACAAUACUUGGGAAUUGUAAGAUAUUGCUAUCUCGACAAUCUCUGCCACCUACAUAAACUUGAAUCCCUUGUUGUCCUCUUUACUGCUCAUUUAAACAAGAAAGUCAUGUCGAUUGAUUCUCUAUGCUAUAUAAGACCGAGUGAAUUGGGUUGGAGCCUUAACUUACCGCAUUCACUCAGGAAGUUGAGUUUGUGGUGCAUUGAAUCUGAUUGGGAAGAGAUGGGAAUAAAGAUAGGGUCGUUGCCACAUCUGCAAGUGCUCAAACUUAUACAUUGCCAUUUGGGACCUCAGUGGGAAACAGUUGGCGGUCAGUUCCAGAAGCUCAAAUUCUUACAUGUUGGAUGUGAUGAUCUGAUACAUUGGAUAGCAGACAGCACACACUUUCCAUGCCUUGAGAAACUUGUUCUUGAUACAUUAUCCUUGUUGGUGGAUAUCCCUCGGGAGAUUGGAGAUAUAUUCACCCUUAAGUUGAUUCAAGUGUCUAAUUGUAGCAACUCGGUUUUGGAUUCUGUUAAGGAAAUAGAACAGGAACAAAGGGAUCUCGGGAAUGAAGACCUUCAACUUCUGCUUACGGACAACAACAAAUACAGUCAACAAUUUUCAGACGAAAGAUCUGAGGGGUGGGCGCGGUCCGAGACGUUCUUGGAUUUGACUUGUCCGGAUACCGAUCCCACUUUUAUAAAUCGGUCCAUGAACGUUCCUGGACGAGGCACCAUCCCCACCUAG
Striga asiatica is the source of this 2845-nucleotide messenger RNA. The record is from the annotation of a GenBank genome assembly. NCBI's taxonomy places the organism in Eukaryota, Viridiplantae, Streptophyta, Magnoliopsida, Lamiales, Orobanchaceae.